GAUUCUUUUCUGCCAUUAUCUUUYGUCGAAGAGAACACAGAACAAGAYCAUUCCAACUAUAGUUUUGAUAACCAUCAGCAGCAAUCCUCUCUUCCUGCUGACCAAUAUCACUAUCCGACGGAGUUCCUGUAUCGCUCGGGKAAGCAUUCUAUAUCGGAUACGUCCACGAUGACCACGGGGCUUCCUGUGAAUAGAAGUAACCAUGUCACAUCAACCGCGACAACAGUAGAACUUUCCGAGAUCCACCGUGUGYCGCCCGACACUACACUCGAGAGCCUAGUUGACCUCGGCAAAAUCCCGGAGACAUGUGCUUCUUCGUCUUURUCGUUGCCUCAAGGGGAGCAGAGAGAAYUGAAAAGAGAGAAAAAUAGUGCUUGUGGUGACGUUGAAAGCGAGCAGGAGAAUCAAUUAUCCGGAUCUGAUACAAACAAUCAAAGAUCCAGCUUGUUGGCCUUUGACGCGGGAACCUCAUCAGUUACGGAAAUCAUGACGGAUGAAGAUGAUAGAGAUGAUGAUGACCGCGAUAGUGCUGCUGGUCGUGAUGGACGURAAUCUGUUCAUGAGRAGAAUAAUGAGGGUAGACACGACGAGAAURAUAARUGGUGUGAAAUCAGAUCAGUCUUUAGGGAAGAAGAGGAACAGUCAAACAAAUGUGUAAAUGAUGUCCAUCUCGACUCCUCUGUCCCCUUUGAAACUAUUGAAGAKGGUAAUAUUAUGAUCAAGAACGAGUCGAAAGUAGAAAAUUUCAGAGAUGAAUCAUCACGGUCGUCACCUGUCAUUUUUCUKCUUGGUGAAGGUUCUCUAGUUGCGAUGGCGAGAAAAAAUGGUUCCUCGGCAGUUGAUUUGGAUUACAGCAGCUGCCUCUCGGAGGAUCUGACAUUCGCAUCAAGCAGUGAGAUCUAUGCGAAYGGUAGCAACUCGAGGGCAUCGUCGCCUUCUAUUGACGCAUCUACAAUUCUUGGGUCUAGUCUGCACCUUUCAGAUAAUGGUGAUGAUGACGUUGACGYUGAUGCUCAUGAAUGAUCUCACUGCAGAGUAAARGWUGAUUUCUUG
Pseudo-nitzschia multistriata is the source of this 1053-nucleotide messenger RNA. Lineage: Eukaryota; Bacillariophyta; Bacillariophyceae; Bacillariales; Bacillariaceae. The record is from the annotation of a GenBank genome assembly.